Messenger RNA from Vitrella brassicaformis, 3868 nucleotides. The record is from the annotation of a GenBank genome assembly. NCBI's taxonomy places the organism in Eukaryota, Vitrellaceae.
CGGCAAUGAUGUAUUCACAGGCAGUGUGUGUGGUCUCGUCAGUGCAGACAGACACGGACGGACGGCACAAGUAUGUCAAUCAGAGACGACCAUAAACACAGGUACUAACACAGGUACACACAUACGCAGAAACGCCUCCCUGUGUGUGGAACACCGGGAGGUACACGUGAGGCAGCUGCUGGCUGUACAUCCAUCCAUCUACACUGUCGUCACACCGACCCAUAGAUGAGCCCCUCUACGCGUCUCGGCUCUGGCUGAGGAGCCUGACACACACACACACGCACACACACAGGGGUGCGCAUGAUGCCCGCAUCUCGUCCUCGUCAUGUCAGUCUGCGCCACGUACGUGUGAUGAGGUGACGACCUGGUAGGAUGUGCCCGUCAUCUCGUCCUCGUCUGCACGACAGAUGUACACAAAGCCAUCAGGACAGACAGACACGCGUCAUGGCAUUGGCAUGGUGGGCGCCGGUCGGCCGACCAGGGUCUGGGAAGCUGAAGUUGCUCAUUGAGGCGCCCCUGUCUGCAACAAUGAGGACAGCGGACAUCUACACAUCCAAUCUUGAAUGUACGUGUGUGCGUACCGUUUCUCUUGUGCGUGUGGCGCGAGAGGGACGGAAGGCCUUACCCCCCACACACCCACAUACACACACACACACACACACAUGCAUCCGUGCGGUUACACUGGUGUUGCUGGGUGAGAGGGUACCUGUGUUGCCCUCUCCUACAGGCCGAUAUCUGUUGUUGGCAUUGUACACCCAAUCAGCCUGUCGAUGGAUAAAUGGAUGGAGGCACACACACCCAUGUGUGUGGACGUGUAUGUGUAUGUGUACGUGUGUGUGUGUGUGCGUACAAUCUGGACGAAGAACAUCCUGACUUGGCCGACCACCGGCAAAUACGGCGGGCCGCCUGACACAAGCGGGCAGAUAUAAUACGUGCAGUUGUGGCCCUCCCUUUGGGGUAUGCGAACCUCCUUUGGUGAAGUUCUGGUACAAAAGAUACAUGUAUAUCACAAAGAACUGCACACACACACGCGUCAACACAGGCCUGCCUGCCUGCUAUCCAUCUCUGUGUGUGUGUCUGUCUGUGUGGAUGGCUGAAUGGCUCAUCCCCACCGACCAGGAUGGCUGUCCAGAAGAUGGAUUUGUAUGCGAUCCGGAUAAACAGCCACAAGGGAUGGGACAACAGAUGCAGCAAAUUAGACCUGCAUAUAUCAAUGUGUGCACACAUACGCCCCAACAACACGUCUGUGGCGGUGUCAGUGAGCGUACACCGAGAUGAGGGUGAGCGGCGACCCGGUGCAGUGUUUGCGGACGAGGAACUGGACGUCCUUGUAGAAGGGAAUGUCGAGCGACACAAGCACCACCGACCAGCCCACACCGUGGCAGUUGUAGAUCAGCUCGACCUUGCGCGGCUUCUCGUCCGUCGGGAACCAAGCCUUGUGCGGCUCUGAUACAAACACACAGUGACACGUGUGGAUGGAAGGAUGGAUUGGUGACGGCUUGCCUGUUGCGGUGAGUGGCCAGUCGUCGCUGGGCAGCUCAAGGGACGGCCACACGACCUGCAUGUCGGCAGCUGAGUGCAACCAUGUGGACAAAAAAGACAAAAGACAGAAUGACAUAAAGUGCCUCCGGCACCUUUCUCUCUCUCCCCCUGUGCGUGCGUGUGCACCUAUGCUAGGCCGCUGGAAGUAAACAGGAGGGGAGCAGUCCUUGCUGAUACGCACACACACAGACACACACACACACACACACAGAGAGAGAGAGAGAGAGAGGUGAGUCGAGUUGUGAUGGGUACGUAUCGGUGCAUACGCCCACCACCACACAUAGAAGACCGUCGCCGCAUGCCCCUUGUCAACGUGGUUCAACGCAGUGCUCUGACCCACCUGCACACGCCCGUCAGCCACAAACAGGCACACGUGCCAUGGAUGUAUGGGUGCCUCCGGAUGAGCGCGUGUGUGUAUUUGCUUACAUCGCCCCAUCCGCCGAUGGCCCUGCCAUUGUACACCACAUCGGCCUCGUGCGGCUUGGUGCCCACCAUCAGACCUGCACGCAACACCAACACACACACAUAUAUAAUAAUACCCAACACACGACGCAGUGUGUAUGGCUGUCUGUGUGUCAGGGGUGUCCGGACCCUGUUUGGGGACGAUCUCUGCCGGCAGUGUGGUGCAGUCCACUCGCCAGCCGAUGUGCACAGAUGGGCAGCCGUGCGGGUGCAGCGUCACAUUGAUCUGUACGUGUGUGGAUGCGUGUGGACACACACGUACACGAUAUGUAUGUAUACGAGCGCGCGUGUGUGUGUGUGUGUGUGUGCUGACCGGGAAGACGGCUUGUUGGGCGCAGUUGAGGUACUGUAUCUGCAGCUCGAGGAUGUUCCUCCCCUGUGGGUCUACGUGUUUCCUCAGGUACUGCAGACCGUCAGCUGACCACAUGCACACACACACGCCAGGACACACACAUGCACAUGCUCCCUUGAUUCCUCUUUGUGUGCAGAAAUGGUGUGUGUGUACAAUCUCUGAGGGUGAAAUGAAUCUCCAGGCCGGACGGGGUGCUCACUGCUGGAUGGUCCAGCUUUCCUGACACACACACACACACACACACAAAUGGACGCAACACGCACCGACACACAUACCAUGUGAGGCUAUCUUGAAUAUCGACAUGGGCGUGGUGUGGGGGUUAAUCAGCGGAUUCCUGCAACACCACACAGACACGUACACCCGCAUCAUGAUGCCCGGCAUCUCAUCUCAUCGCAACUCAUCUCAUCAUCUCAUCAUCUCAUCUCUCCGGGUACCUUUCGUCCAUAUUGAGAAGUGCCUUCUCUUCCCUGACCACUCCUAUGCGCUGUGGUGGGCUGCCCAACGCACUGCCGACUGUCGGAUGGCCUGACAUACACAACACACACGUGCACCCACCAAACAGCAUAGAACACACUGUCUGUCGGUGUGUGUGUGUGUGUUACAUACCAGAGAUGGCCGCGUUGGUGGGAAUGGGUAUCCACUCGGGCAUCACCACAGAGUUCUGAACCACACUGACCACCGGCACACACACACACACACACACACACAGAUGGACCGAUAAGGUGCACAUAGGCACUGCAUAUGUGAGUGGGCGUGCACGGCUGCAUACGUGGCCUUGUCGUGUGUCUUGUCGUUGCUGAGCUGCUCCACCAUCUGCGCCGACUCGGGAGAUACAUACACCACAGACAGAGCUGCCAAGCCAGGCCAUGGACACACGCACCAAGACACACACACACACACACAUCAACGCCAUGAUUUUUUAUGUCAUGGGCGCUUCUCGCGUGUGUGUGCUUACAUCUGCAGACUUCAUCCAUAGAUACGGGCCCAUCAGACAGACACCGGCAGGGAAACAGCUGCACACAAACACACGACGCCCAGAUGGAUGGAUGGAUGCCGAUGGUGCACAUGGAUCCACUGGAUCUCGUACGUGUGCCGCGACAAGAAAGAGCCACCGGACAGCGCCGCGCUCAUACAGCGUCCGUCGUUUCAUUCCUCUGAUGAAUCACACAGUCCAUUCAUCAACGCAUGUGACAUUCAGUCUGCAUUUGAUGACUAUCCGUGUGUGUGUUUCGCUCACCUGGCCACGGCUCGUGUACUUUUCAUGUUCUGCAAGCUUAUUAGCUCGCGAUCCAACGAGGCAGAUCUUCUCCUACGGCCUUCUUUUUGUCAGAAGUGCAAGUCGGUCCAGGGUUUAGGGUCUAGGGUUCAUAGACCGACGAUCCACUGAUCUGUGAGACAGGACGGCUGUUGAGUCUUUGUCCGUUCCAUGAGACAGGCCAUGGCGGACAGGACGUCAGACAGAAUGGACUGACGCGUACUACAUGUCCUACGUGGACUCUCCACAAAAUCCAC